AUGCAGUGGCACGACGAGCAUUUGCUCUGCGGGCUCUCGGAGUCUCUGCGCUGCGCCUCGGAGCUGCGCCGCGGCACCGUGAGGGACUACUCUCUGUGCCUGCAAUCCCUGCGACGUCUCAACUACUGUCCCUGGGUAGGUGCUCUGAGGCCCAUCAUCCGAGAGCUGCGGUGGCGUUUGCGGCGCCAGCAUUGGCGCGCGUUGGAUGUGGUCCUCGUGCUGCGCUUUGCUUCCGCCUUCGCUUUGCAGCAUUUGCCGCAGGUGCGCGCAGAAGGCUUGGCGCUGUGCCGGGAGCUUCAGACGAGGGCUGAGACGCGCAUGGGCGACAUGAGGCAUUUGGAGCUGGCGCACUUCGCGCGCGCGAUAGUGCAGCUCAACAAGGGCGGCCUCCCGGACACCGCGCUUUUAGAGCGCGCCGCCGAAAACUUCUCCCGGAGAAUCGAUGAUUUGCCGCUAGGCGCUGCCGGGGCGGUGGGGCGCUGGGGCGGUGGAUCAGGGUGCAACCCCUUGUUUUAA
This is a messenger RNA of Effrenium voratum, 516 nucleotides long. Lineage: Eukaryota; Dinophyceae; Suessiales; Symbiodiniaceae. The record is from the annotation of a GenBank genome assembly.